UCAAUCACAUGACCAUUACAUAUGAACCAAGAUGGCGUCUUUCGUGUUGGUGAGUUUUGUCGUCUGCGGCUUGUUCGCCUCUUCUGCGCUGACCGCUCCUACUCCGCUCGUCAUAUGGCAUGGGAUGGGUGACAGCUGCUGUAACCCUAUCAGCAUGGGCAGUAUCAAGUCCAUGGUGGAGGAACAGGUCAAGGACAUAUACGUCAGGUCACUGGAGAUCGGCAGUAAUAUCAUAGAGGACACAGAGAACGGCUUCCUGAUGAAUGUGAACAAGCAAGUGACCAUGGUGUGUGACAAGCUGGCCAAAGACACCAAACUGGCCAAUGGCUACAAUGCCAUAGGCUUCUCACAGGGGGGACAGUUCUUGCGUGCUGUUGCCCAGAGAUGCCCCAACCCUCCCAUGUUGAACUUGAUCUCUGUAGGUGGGCAGCACCAAGGUGUGUAUGGUUUCCCCCAUUGCCCCGGUGACAACUCCACCCUCUGUGACUAUGUCAGGAAGCUGCUGAACUUAGGGGCCUACAACAGCUACGUGCAGAGCUUUCUGGUGCAGGCUGAGUACUGGCAUGACCCACUCAAUGAGGAAGAGUACAAGAAAGCUAGUGUCUUCCUGGGUGACAUCAACCAAGAAAGUAUGGUGAACCAGACGUACAAGACUAACAUGAUGAAGCUGAAGAAGUUUGUGAUGGUGAAGUUUACAGAGGACACCAUGGUGGAACCUAGGGAGAGUGAGUGGUUUGGAUUUUACAAGCCAGGCUCAUCGACUGAACUGCAAGACCUUCGCAACACAACCCUGUAUACAGAGGAUCGCCUUGGUCUGAAGGAAAUGGACAGUCAGGGGAAGCUGGUCUUCCUUAGCUCCGACACUGACCAUCUCCAGUUCAGCAAGGAAUGGUUCAUCAAGAACCUGAUUCCCUACAUCAAGGAAUGACCAGGAGAACCAGGUUUAACCAUUCAAAAAUGCAACUACCAACAAGGUUGAGAUAAUUACUAUGAUACAUAUAAAUGGCAGCAUCUCUGUAUUAAAUAUCAGGCUUAUAAUAUCCACUAAAGGAUGCAUUAAAUAUUGUUGUUUUAAUAACUGUCAUUUCACUAUAUACUACAGGAGAAUUGAGUGUGAAUUAUAUCUUCUCUGUGUUAAUGAUUUAUAGAAUGUCUAGGAUACUUUUGUGUUAAAAGACAAUAUUGUGGGACACAAUUCCUCUUCUUUAAAAAAAGUUUUUGCUAAGUGAGGAUUCAAUUCACAAGAUGUUUGAAGUUGAACCCACUGAAAAUCCUCCAAAAUGUGCAAUAAAGUGUGUAAAAGCAGUUGCCUACACACAUAUGAACAGAUUAUGACACGUUGAAAGAUGUAUUAUGUGUGUAGCUUUGAUAGCUUUUUAUACUUUUCCACAAUGUGAUAUCAAGAGGCCUCAUUUGGAGCAGUAAUGUUUACUGAGAUUAAAACCCAUUUUCAAGUA
Molecule: messenger RNA, 1457 nt
Organism: Branchiostoma belcheri (Belcher's lancelet)
Lineage: Eukaryota; Metazoa; Chordata; Leptocardii; Amphioxiformes; Branchiostomatidae
Product: palmitoyl-protein thioesterase 1-like
Exons: 9
Coding region: 32-928 (298 amino acids)
Biological process (GO): protein depalmitoylation; receptor-mediated endocytosis
Cellular component (GO): lysosome
Molecular function (GO): palmitoyl-(protein) hydrolase activity
Source: RefSeq, a predicted model, not a curated record